AUGGCUGCCGCCUCAGCCUUCUUGGCAUUCCAGGCGCAGGAAAGCCUGGCGGGGACUGGAGGCACCAUGGGAGCCCAGAGGCUGUGGGGCCUGGGCCCAGUCAUCAUGGACAGCUUCUUCGGUUGUGAGCUGUCCGGGCAGGCCAGGUCCUACUCCUUCGAGGUAAAGGAGGAGGACAACAUGGAGCAUGUGCUGGCGUUGCCCGUGCUCUGCCUCACAGAAGAUGCUAAGGAGAGCGAUGUUACGGAGGUGGUGGCCUGAAACCAUGACAAUGAAGAAAUUGCUGUGCCACUGGCCAACCUGAAACUGGCCUGCCAGCCCAUGCUCAACCUAGGUGACUUCCCACUCCGGCCUCCAGUGACCUUCCACCUGACGUCUGGAUCUGGCGCUGUGCAUGUCACCGGGAGGCAGCAGAUUGUGUCUAUGGAAGGCAGUGAACUCUCAGAGGAGAAUGAGAGUGAAGACAGGGACUCAGAACUGCUGCCCAUUCUGCCUGCCAGGAAGCAUCAGGGAAGUCUACAAUUGGCAAGGGCCCACAAUUUUGGUUCUUCUAGAGUUUGA
This is a messenger RNA of Trichosurus vulpecula (common brushtail), 561 nucleotides long. Its product is annotated as nucleoplasmin-3-like. Gene Ontology annotation, cellular component: cytoplasm; nucleoplasm; nucleolus. Lineage: Eukaryota; Metazoa; Chordata; Mammalia; Diprotodontia; Phalangeridae. Gene Ontology annotation, molecular function: histone binding; chromatin binding; RNA binding. The record is from RefSeq and is a predicted model, not a curated record. Gene Ontology annotation, biological process: chromatin remodeling.